This is a messenger RNA of Penicillium roqueforti, 861 nucleotides long. Its product is annotated as DUF3425 domain-containing protein. The coding region runs from base 1 to 861 and encodes 286 amino acids. The transcript has 2 exons. The record is from RefSeq and is a predicted model, not a curated record. Lineage: Eukaryota; Fungi; Ascomycota; Eurotiomycetes; Eurotiales; Aspergillaceae.
AUGACCGAAAGCUCGACUGUUGACCAAAUCCCCAUCUCCGAUGAUGCCGAGCAGAAGGCGGACAACGGGUCUGCAUUGAGUGACCCGAUCGAACGUCGUCGGCGACAGAAUCGCAUAAACCAGAGGGCUCACCGAGAGCGCAAGCGACUGUCAUUAAUUAAAAACAUCCACCAGAAGAGCCUAGUCUCAUCCUCAAGUUCGACCUCUAACGUCCAAACGCAAGACCAUUCCUCGCAAGACCGUUCUUCGCAAGACAAUCCGAAAGUCAACUUCAACCGCAGCUCCGAAUUUCUACACAACACUCUGGAGAAAUUCGCCAAGUCAGCGUAUGAGAGUUACAUACGCGGGGACCCGAGCACUGAUCAUCUUAUGACCUUGACUAAGGUUAACGUCUUUCGAGGAUUCAUGCAAAAUUUGCGAUUAAUUGGUUGGUCGGAGUACUGGAUCGACCUUGAUGUCAUUUCGCCGUUCAGUAUAGCUUCGCCACAAACGCCCCCUCACAUGGACGAUAACAGCCUCCUUCCGAUCAGCCUGCAGCCCACUCGAAUCCAGAAAUCGAUACACCAUCACCCGUGGUUGGACUUAUUUCCCUUACCUAAGAUGCGCGAUAAUCUCAUCGAAGCCGGGGAUGAAUGGGAUGAUGAGCAGCUCUGUCACGAUAUCAUGGGGUUCUGGGGCGAUUCAACGAUGGAUGCAGGGCUGCUAGUUUGGGGAGACCCUUGGAACGUGCAGAACUGGGAGGUGACCGAGGGAUUUCUGAAGAAGUGGCAAUGGGUUAUUCGAGGAUGCCCCGAAUUGAUGAACGCGACAAAUAGUUGGCGUGCCCGUCGAGGGGAGAGACUAAUAUUCCGCUAUGUUUGA